AUGCCGUCUGUUCCAUUCGCGACAUUUCUCAUCAUUUGCCCCGUCUCCUUCUUCCUAGGCAUCAUCUUCUCGCUCUUUCCCUACGACUAUCCGCUCCUGUGGUCCUCGCUGCCAACGCCCGAUUCGCAUUUCGACGCGGUCGAGACCCAUUUAAAGCUGUUGCACAAUGCGCCGAACUUGAUUGUAAGGAUCCUACACAUCAUGCUCAGCAUGGGUAUUCUGGGCCUUGUGAUCAAGCUCUACAAGCCGAGCGAGUCUAACAUGCUGUUCGACGGCGGCAGUCUGGUCCUCUACAUGGUUGCGGUAAUCGUGUACAUUGCCAACAUCAUCAAGGGCCUGAGGAUUGUCGAUGUAGGGACGUACGGCUUGGGUUUGCAGGACCUGACCGAGGAUCAGCGCGAUAACGUGGAUUUGUCCGGCUAUGAUGCGGACACCGGCGAUAGUGUGCUGGGAAGAGAGGACAAUCUCAAAGUCCUGGCCGCGAGCAACACCAUCCUUGCGUUGGUGCUCGUUGGAGUCUUGGUCUUGCAGAUUGGCCAAUGGUACGCUGAGCGCAGCGAGGAGCGGGCCAACAAGGAUUCCAAAGCCAGGAAGAAGGCGGAGCGGGAGAAGAAGGAAAGCGAGGCUGCUGCGGCACCUGUCAAGAGACAAAGCAGUGCGCGGGAGGGGAAGAAGACAAAAUGA
Messenger RNA from Capronia coronata CBS 617.96, 684 nucleotides. Its product is annotated as ER membrane protein SH3. Gene Ontology annotation, biological process: endoplasmic reticulum to Golgi vesicle-mediated transport. NCBI's taxonomy places the organism in Eukaryota, Fungi, Ascomycota, Eurotiomycetes, Chaetothyriales, Herpotrichiellaceae. The coding region runs from base 1 to 684 and encodes 227 amino acids. The transcript is spliced from 2 exons. Gene Ontology annotation, cellular component: endoplasmic reticulum membrane. The record is from RefSeq and is a predicted model, not a curated record.